ACGUGGACGAGUGUGCGACCGGCAUGGCCAUAUGUCCCCGGUUCCGUAAGUGCAUCAACACAUUUGGGAGUUACAUCUGUAAGUGUCACGAGGGCUUCGACCUGCAAUACAUCAACGGGAAGUACCAGUGCGUAGAUGUGGAUGAGUGCUCCUCAGGCCAAAACCAAUGCAGCAGUUUCGCCACCUGCUAUAACACGCCUGGUUCCUACAAGUGCAAGUGCAAAGACGGCUACAGGGGGAUGGGCCAUGACUGCAAAC
This is a messenger RNA of Salvelinus sp. IW2-2015, 258 nucleotides long. Its product is annotated as nephronectin-like. The transcript is spliced from 2 exons. Lineage: Eukaryota; Metazoa; Chordata; Actinopteri; Salmoniformes; Salmonidae. The record is from RefSeq and is a predicted model, not a curated record. Gene Ontology annotation, molecular function: calcium ion binding. The annotation marks the transcript as partial.